This is a messenger RNA of Rotaria sordida, 843 nucleotides long. NCBI's taxonomy places the organism in Eukaryota, Metazoa, Rotifera, Eurotatoria, Philodinida, Philodinidae. The record is from the annotation of a GenBank genome assembly.
AUGAUAUUCUAUUCGAGUUUAUUUUAUUUAAUAUAUUUAUUAAUUAAUAAAACAAAUGGAUUAUUGGAAAAUGAUAAUGAUCUAAAAAAAGAAUGUUUUGUUAAAAUCGAAACAGAUAAUGGUUUUGAAACAUGUUUUAAUCAUGAAUGUUAUCGUUAUAAAGAUCCAUGGAGAAUUGUUCAAACUUAUUUAUAUGAUCAACCAUGUUAUUUACAUUAUCUUAAAUUAGCUUUUUCAAAUUAUGAUCAAUUACUUGUUUUUAUUGAAUUACAAACAUCAAAUAAUAAUGCACUUGAAACUUUUUUUGUUGAUCAUGAUUCAAAACCUUGUUUAAUUGAACUUGAAAUAGAUAAUAUAUAUCCAUUUAAUAGUUAUUAUUUUCUUAGUGAAGAUAUGCUUAAGAAAUUAGGUGGAAUUGAAGAAAAAAUUCAUUUAUUAAAAAUGGAAAUAAAAAAUUGGUAUAGAUCAAUACGAUCUGUUAUUCAAUUAAUUGAUAAUGAUAUGAUUGGUAGACAACCUUUUCAAAGAAUAACUAUUUUAUUUCCAUGUAAUAUAAUAAGAACAAAAACACAAUUAGUUUUAGUUCGAGAUUUAAAAUAUCAAGAACAAUCAACAUGUCCAACACAAAUCAAAAUUUUAUCAGAUAAAGAUAUAUUAACAUCAUCCAAUUAUACAACUAAUAUUGACUAUGAUAAACCAACAAAUAUUCGUUAUAAUGACAGUUAUUUUAUUAAAAAAACAAAUUUAACUAACGAUUCAUAUAAUAAAUCAGAUUCUUAUUAUAAUAAUAAGAAAAAAUCAAAUAAAUGGACUCUAUUUGAAAAGGUUUGUUUACAAAUUUAA